AAAAGUAAAAAAUAUUUGUCAAUUGAAGAAAUGGCUAAAAUGCUAGUGCGAAUGAAAGCAUUGAUGGUGCUCACCGGAAUAUUUUUUAUGCUGUACUUUGGUCUUCAGCCACUAACGGAAAUGGUUGAACAAAAACCUUUAGUUUCCUAUCCAGAAGAAGUUGUGUUUGUCAAUACCUCCGAAUGUCAUAUAGCUGGACCUCUAAAGUCAGCGGCUUUUAAGUGUGCAAUUGAGCCUAUAAACAAGAUGCGAUGCCGCAAGAAACAACUAAUAAUUGCGGUCACUAAAGAUGGUAACAAUUUUCUGGUGACUCAAAAGGAUGCCAAGGACUUGCACUGCAAAUACUGGCUAAGGUCUGCCAGGGAUUUUAAAAAUGAUAAAUACCUGGAUGAAGGAUAUUUCGAUCUGGAAAGUGAGUCUAGUAAGGAGAUAAAAAUGGGAACUGGUCAACAGAUAGUUCGUAUUAAGUGUUCAAACAAACUGAAUGAAACCAAAUAUCAUGAUGUUCAUUAUUUCUUGACGCCCCCUCAUCCCGAUUUAAAACCAGAAAAAAAUCUUGGAAAAUUAUCCGUAAUGGUGCUGGGUAUUGACUCAAUUUCCCACAUGCACUUUUACCGAUACUUUCCCUUCGUGAAGGGUUUUCUGCUAAAUCUGCCGCACACCAAAUUCUACGGCUAUAGUCGAGUGGGUUUGGAUGCCUAUAACAAUCUAAUGCCAUUUCUGAGUGGUUUAAGUGCUAAUGAAGUGGAUCCAGAACUUCCAGCCAACGAGGAAGCUUUUCUCUGGCAAAACUUCAAGAUUGGAGGAUAUAGUACUGCCUAUGGGGAGGAUAAUGCCCAAGGAAUCCUAACCCAUAAGAAUGGGGAGUGGGGAAGUCCCAGGCAACCCAUUGAUUUUGAUCUGACUCCUGUGAUGAUGGAGAUAGAUAAUCAUACGCGCUAUAGCAUAGAUCUCAAGGAGAUGAUCCAUUGCACGGCAGGACGAACGUAUCAAGAGGUUUUCAAGGACUUUAUCCUAAAACUUAUACCACAUAUGCAAGACAGCCCCUAUUUCUCAUUUUUCUGGCAGUCGCAGGGUGUUCAGGAGUACUAUGAAUACGGCGGGCACUUGGAUCUAACCUAUAUGUUGCUCUUGAAGAAGUUACUGGAUUCCAAUGUCCUAAACAAUACUCUGGUAUUGCUAAUGUCCGACCAUGGUUUAAGGGCUGGAACAUAUAGAAUGAGCUUUCAGGGCAUGAAGGAGGAAUCCCAGCCCCUAAUGGUGGCCAUAUACCCCGAAUGGCUGAAGGAGAAAUACCCCCUGGCCAUGGAGAAUUUCGAGAAGAACGCCCAUAGCCUGAUCACACCGUACGAUCUGCACGACACUCUACUGGAUGUGAUAAGUCUGGAUCUGCUGCAGGAUGCCAGUAUAGAGAGCCGAAUGAAUAGUCUGAAGUCGUAUCCCGCCAAGAAGAUGCCCAGGGGCAUUAGCCUCUUUCUACCGAUUCCAGAUCACAGGACCUGCGACCUGGCCCUCAUACCAUCACUCUUUUGCUUCUGCCGCGAUCUCACCGAAGUUCCCACAGAUGAUGGUCUGGUCCUUCGAUGCAGCCGUUUUUUGGUGGAGUCCAUCAACAAGUUGAUCAAACCAUUCGAAAAGUGUCACCCGCUGAAACUCCAGAUGGUUCUACAGGCUCACUUCCUGGACUUUGGUGAGGAGUCCUUCGUCUAUGAGCUGAGACUGAGGGUAAGGACCAGCCCCGGAAAUGGUAUAUUUGAAGCCACCGUUCGUCUUUCGGACGUUCUACUGUUGACCAGCCCCAUCAGUCGGGUCAACCACUAUCUGAGCCAAUCCUACUGCGUCAGCGAUCCGGGACUCAAGCUAUUUUGCUCCUGCAUCUAA
Drosophila suzukii is the source of this 1881-nucleotide messenger RNA. RefSeq lists its product as uncharacterized. NCBI's taxonomy places the organism in Eukaryota, Metazoa, Arthropoda, Insecta, Diptera, Drosophilidae. The record is from RefSeq and is a predicted model, not a curated record.